UUACUAUAAUAUGGUCAAGUUUCCUGAUCCACUUUCAAACUUUUUCAGACACAAUUUUCAUGUGUCUAAAAUUUAGUAGCAAGGGAACACAAAGAUUUAUUGACAAUAGUCAUGGGAGACUAUUUCUGUAUUGAGUAUGCAUGGGUUUUGGAGUUAUGGUUGUCUUGCUUCAUAUUCCAAACAUGUUCGUGCAAACUAUAAAUUUCUUUUAAGCUCAAUAAAUUGCUGCCUAAAAGUUUCUUUCCUGAUAAUCUCAAUGACUUUAUUUCAGAAUUCUGUGAAUGCACGCUAUCAAACAAUUCCAUACCCUUGGUUGGUGUUCGGUGAAAAGGUGAAGGUCAAUACUGUCUUCAUACGCGAUUCUACUGGAGUAUCUGAUUCAAUUUUAAUCCUUUUUGGGGGUAAUCUUGGCAAUGGUGCUACGGCUGGGCAUUUGAAAAUGUUGGAUGGUUAUCUAGAAUUCUUCAUGGAUCCCAGUUUGGCCGAGUGUUACAUGAACCUCAAAGAGCAGCUUGAUGAGCUUGUGCAAAAGAAGGUAUUGCUAAGAAUCAAGAAAUGCUUUUCCUUUCCUAAAUAUCUGAUUAUGAUGUUUUACUUUGCUAUGAGAUCCCAUUCUUCGUGAGGUUCUCAGCUACGAGAAA
This is a messenger RNA of Ipomoea triloba (trilobed morning glory), 641 nucleotides long. Its product is annotated as DExH-box ATP-dependent RNA helicase DExH5, mitochondrial-like. Bases 137 to 622 code for a protein of 161 amino acids. The record is from RefSeq and is a predicted model, not a curated record. The transcript is spliced from 2 exons. Lineage: Eukaryota; Viridiplantae; Streptophyta; Magnoliopsida; Solanales; Convolvulaceae.